Molecule: messenger RNA, 2939 nt
Organism: Drosophila takahashii
Lineage: Eukaryota; Metazoa; Arthropoda; Insecta; Diptera; Drosophilidae
Gene: Ir25a
Product: ionotropic receptor 25a
Biological process (GO): modulation of chemical synaptic transmission; monoatomic ion transport; synaptic transmission, glutamatergic
Cellular component (GO): postsynaptic density membrane; plasma membrane
Molecular function (GO): glutamate receptor activity; transmitter-gated monoatomic ion channel activity involved in regulation of postsynaptic membrane potential
Source: RefSeq, a predicted model, not a curated record
AUGAUUUUGGUGAACUUAAAGACUUCUCAAAAGGUUUGGCUGUUUGGAAUUCUAUGGUUAUUGAGCGCCUUGACUUGGAAGAUCGCUGCACAAACUACUCAAAACAUCAAUGUCUUGUUUAUAAACGAGGUGGAUAAUGAACCGGCGGCCAAGGCGGUGGAUGUGGCGAUUACCUAUUUGAAAAAGAAUAUACGAUAUGGACUCUCCGUACAGCUGGAUUCUAUUGAGGCGAAUAAAACGGAUGCCAAAGUGCUCCUGGAAGCCAUUUGUAAUAAGUAUGCGACAAGUAUUGAGAAAAAACAGACGCCCCACUUGAUCCUGGAUACCACGAAAUCGGGAAUAGCCUCGGAAACGGUGAAGAGUUUCACCCAGGCUCUGGGUCUGCCCACCAUUAGUGCCUCCUAUGGCCAGGAGGGAGAUUUGAGGCAGUGGCGUGACUUGGACGAGGCGAAGCAAAAGUAUUUGCUGCAGGUAAUGCCGCCGGCAGAUAUUAUUCCCGAGGUUAUCCGAAGUAUAGUGAGGCAUUUGAACAUCACAAAUGCUGCCAUUCUGUAUGAUGAGACCUUCGUUAUGGAUCACAAGUACAAGUCCCUGCUGCAGAAUAUCCAAACGCGUCAUGUCAUCACUGCGAUAGCCAAGGAUGGAAAUCGCGAGCGCGAGGAGCAGAUUGAAAAGCUGAGGAAUCUGGACAUAAAUAACUUCUUUAUACUGGGCAAUCUGCAGUCGAUUCGCAUGGUCCUGGAAUCCGUAAAGCCGGCUUAUUUUGAACGUAACUUUGCCUGGCAUGCCAUCACUCAGAGCGAGGGAGAGAUUAGCAGUCAGCGGGACAAUGCGACCAUCAUGUUCCUGAAGCCCAUGGCGUAUACGCAAUAUCGGGAUCGCUUGGGACUUCUAAGAACCACCUUUAAUUUAAACGAGGAGCCCAUGUUGUCGUCGGCUUUUUACUUUGAUUUGGCACUCAGGAGUUUUCUCACCAUCAAGGAAAUGCUACAAUCUGGAGCCUGGCCGAAGGACAUGGAGUACCUGAACUGCGAUGAUUUCCAAGGCGGCAAUACACCCCAGAGAAACGUGGAUCUUCGGGAAUAUUUCACCAAGAUUAGCGAGCCGACAUCCUACGGAACCUUCGAUCUCGUCACGCAACCCAGGCAGCCCUUCAACGGCUACAGCUACAUGAAAUUCGAAAUGGACAUAAACGUGCUUCAGAUUCGUGGCGGGAGUUCCGUGAACAGCAAAUCGAUUGGCACCUGGGCAGCCGGCCUGGACUCGCCCCUCAUCGUCAAGGAUGAGGAGCAGAUGAGGAAUCUAACCGCGGACACGGUCUAUCGAAUCUUCACUGUUUUGCAAGCUCCCUUUAUUAUGCGCGAUGAGACGGCCCCGAAGGGAUACAAAGGAUACUGCAUAGAUCUGAUCAAUGAGAUAGCCGAUAUAGUCCACUUUGACUACACUAUUCAGGAGGUGGAGGAUGGGAAAUUCGGCAACAUGGACGAAAAGGGCGAAUGGAAUGGGAUUGUCAAAAAGUUGAUUGAUAAGCAGGCGGAUAUUGGCCUUGGCAGCAUGUCUGUGAUGGCCGAACGGGAGAUUGUGAUUGACUUUACGGUUCCGUAUUACGAUCUAGUAGGUAUCACCAUCAUGAUGCAGCGACCCAGCUCGCCCAGUUCGCUGUUCAAGUUCCUCACUGUUCUGGAGACGAAUGUGUGGCUCUGCAUCCUGGCCGCCUACUUCUUCACCAGCUUUCUCAUGUGGAUCUUCGAUCGCUGGAGCCCGUAUAGUUACCAGAAUAACCGCGAGAAAUACAAGGAUGACGAGGAGAAGCGGGAGUUUAAUCUCAAGGAGUGCCUCUGGUUCUGCAUGACUUCGCUGACUCCUCAGGGAGGUGGCGAGGCUCCUAAGAAUCUCUCUGGACGUCUGGUGGCCGCCACUUGGUGGUUGUUCGGCUUCAUCAUCAUUGCCUCCUACACGGCCAACUUGGCUGCCUUUUUGACCGUCUCCCGUUUGGAUACGCCCGUCGAAAGUUUGGAUGACCUGGCCAAGCAGUACAAGAUCUUGUAUGCUCCCCUGAACGGCUCAUCGGCGAUGACAUAUUUCGAGCGUAUGGCCAAUAUAGAGCAGAUGUUCUACGAGAUCUGGAAGGAUCUGUCGCUGAAUGACUCACUCACUCCGCUGGAGCGCUCCAAGCUGGCCGUUUGGGAUUAUCCGGUGAGCGAUAAGUACACCAAAAUGUGGCAGGCCAUGCAGGAGGCGUCGCUACCAGCCACCCUCGAUGAGGCGGUGGCCAGGGUCCGCAAUUCCACGGCAGCCACGGGAUUCGCCUUCCUGGGCGAUGCCACCGAUAUUCGCUACCUGCAGUUGACCAACUGCGAUUUGCAGGUAGUGGGCGAGGAGUUUUCCAGGAAACCCUAUGCCAUUGCCGUCCAGCAGGGCUCACAUCUCAAGGAUCAGUUCAAUAAUGCCAUCCUGACCCUGCUCAAUAAAAGACAGCUGGAGAAGCUCAAGGAGAAGUGGUGGAAGAACGACGAAGCUCAGGCCAAAUGCGAGAAGCCGGAGGAUCAAUCGGAUGGCAUUUCUAUCCAGAACAUUGGCGGCGUCUUCAUUGUGAUCUUCGUGGGCAUCGGAAUGGCCUGCAUUACGCUGGUCUUUGAGUACUGGUGGUAUAGAUACCGCAAGAACCCGCGGAUCAUCGACGUGGCCGAGGCCCAUGGCGAUCGAUCGGAUGGUAAGGAUCAUCCUGGCAAAAUGGCCGAUGGAGUGAUUCUGGGCAAUUCGGGCGAGAAGUUCGAGAAAUCAAAUGCUGCACUGCGUCCGCGCUUUAACCAGUAUCCGGCCACAUUCAAGCCACGUUUCUAGUUUAACUCUGUUUGGCGAUGUAUCGAAUAUUAUGGUAAAACGUGCACUGGGAUGUCUACGUCUAGUAUUUAAGAAAUUUUAAGACACUUUGUGCA